This is a messenger RNA of Fraxinus pennsylvanica, 1494 nucleotides long. The record is from the annotation of a GenBank genome assembly. Lineage: Eukaryota; Viridiplantae; Streptophyta; Magnoliopsida; Lamiales; Oleaceae.
AUGAAGUCUACCACCGGAAGCCGAAAGGGCAGUAAUCUCUCUAUUUUCGUUGUGGCGUUUUCGAUUUUUUUGUUCGGUUGUUUCAUGUACAAUGAGGACGUGAAAUCUAUUGCUGAGUUCCCGUUUUCUAGGCCUAAGGGUGGUCAAGAAAUUCAAGAAGAGCCAUCCAAGAAUACGAAUGGUAUAAUUCAAGAAAGUGACAAGAAUGUUGGCGAUCAGACCACUGUUUCAGUUGUUCUAAAUGCAAGAACUGUAGUGGAGACGGAGAUAGAAACUUCCGAUUCUGAUCAUGAUCAGAAACAAGAAUCUGUGAUCUUGAAAGAUGGGAAAGAAAAAGAGGAGGAACAACAGAAAAUUGAACUACCCGCUGAAGAUGACGAUGAGAUUGAGGAGGAGGAGGAGGAAAUUGAAUUACCUCCUGAAGACUGUGAUCUGUUUACAGGGCAAUGGGUUUUCGAUAACGUUACACACCCACUAUAUAAAGAAGAUGAAUGUGAGUUUCUCACAGCCCAGGUGACUUGCAUGAGGAAUGGAAGGAAGGAUUCUUUGUAUCAGAAUUGGAGGUGGCAGCCCAGAGAUUGUUCUUUACCCAAAUUUAGACCAAGAUUGUUGCUCGAGAAACUGAGGAACAAGAGGCUGAUGUUUGUUGGGGACUCCUUGAAUCGAAACCAAUGGGAAUCAAUGAUUUGUUUCGUCCAAUCCGUCGUUCCUCCCGAACGAAAGAGCUUGAACAAGUCUGGCUCUUUAUCUGUUUUCCGAAUUGAGGAUUAUAAUGCUACAGUAGAGUUUUACUGGGCUCCAUUUUUGGUGGAAUCAAAUUCAGAUGAUCCUAAUAUGCACAGCAUUUUGAACCGGAUCAUCAUGCCCGAAUCAAUCAAAAAGCAUGGCAAGAAUUGGAAAAAUGUUGACUUUCUCAUUUUCAAUACUUAUAUAUGGUGGAUGAACACUUUCGCAAUGAAAGUUCUGCGAGGAUCCUUCGAUGAAGGGGCGACAGAGUAUGACGAAAUUGCAAGGCCUGUGGCGUAUGAAAGAGUUUUGAGGACCUGGGCUAAGUGGGUAGAUAAAAAUAUAAAUCCUAAUCGAACACAAGUUUUCUUCAUGAGCAUGUCUCCUCUUCACAUCAAGAGCUUGGACUGGGAAAAUCCGGAUGGCAUAAAAUGUGCCUUAGAAACAACCCCAAUACUCAACACCUCAAUGCCACUGAAUGUGGGCACAGACCGCAGGCUAUUCAGAGUUGCAGUAAAUAUCACUGAAUCAAUGAAAGUGCCUGUCUAUUUCCUCAACGUAACCACCCUUUCUGAGUAUCGAAAAGAUGCUCACACCUCGGUUCACACCAUUCGCCAAGGCAAGAUGCUGACCCCCGAGCAGAAAGCUGAUCCAGCCAAUUUUGCAGAUUGCAUCCAUUGGUGCCUACCGGGCUUGCCUGACACAUGGAACGAAUUCCUCUAUACGCAUAUUAUAUCACGUUCUUCACACGAGUCCCCCACCCUCUAG